CAGGUGUGUCUGUCAGGUUGCGAGGACCAUCAAGUUCAAAUGGAACUGGUCGUGUGGAAAUACUCUAUAAUGGACGAUGGGGAACAAUCUGUCAUUAUAGUUGGGAUAUAAAUGAUGCUAACGUUGUUUGUCGUCAACUUGGUUAUAAGAACGCUCUUAGAGCUCUUCGGGGAUACCAAGUUCCUGAUGGUACUGGACAAAUAUGGUUAAAUUAUGUCAGAUGUACUGGAAAAGAAGAAAAUUUAAUCAGUUGCUCUCAUAAUGGUUGGGGAAAUACUUAUUGCAACCAUUAUCAGGACGCAGGAGUAGAAUGUUCUUUAACAGGUAAAAUAUUUUAUAGUAUUGUUUUUAACCAUUCGAAUGAAAUGUGGAUACUCAAGCGCCGCCUGCAUACUAGUAAGAAGAUCAUUAGUACUAUUUAAAACACGAGUAGGAGUGUUUACUGUUUGAUCAGAUAUAAUACGCGAGUCGCAACCGAGCGUUUUAUGUCUGAAAAAACAAGCGAACGAGUGUUUUGAAUAGCUUAAAAUAGGAUAACAAAAGAAUACUAAUUAGGAUGAACCAUUAUAUAAUCUUACUAAUUAGGAUGAACAAUUAUAUAAUGCCACAUGCUUUAUCAGAUAAAGUCACUCCACGUGACAUAUUAUGCAUGGCUCAUGGCUAACAUGAUUUGCCACAUGGUGUAUGAAUUAUUAAUGAGUAUUUUAAUUCUAUAUAAACGUUGAUAGUACACUCGGGCAGAAAAUAUAAUAUAGCCAGCCAGCCAGAUUUAUAAUAAGCAAUAAUAAGCAACUUUUUGCUAAUUUAAUUGGAUAGUCUAUUUAUUUCACAGUUAAAAUAAAGUUAUUUCAUUUUUCCAAUCAAUAUUACUGGUGAGACCAGUAAUGCUAAUUAUAUUCAUGGUGGUAUUCCGACUAAUUAUACUACAGUAAUUGCAUUUUGUUCUCCUAAUCAUGGCGAAACCUUACUUUUAUAAUUUCAAAUAAGAUGCUAAAAAUAGUGUUUCAGAAAUCCAAGAAUCGAGAAUUUUCUGCCAUUCAUAACAUAAACUUUUUCCAGCCUGAAGAACCCCGUGUUAAAAUUUUACGACUAGACUAAUUUUUAUGAUAGAACCAUCGUCUGAGAAAUAUUUGAUAGAACCAUCGUCAGAAGUAUAGUAGAAUAGUUAACUUAUUGCAAUUUUCAAAAAUGUUUCAAAUGAGUGUUACAGACUUAAUUGUUUCUGUGUAUGAUUGCUCAAUAUAGAUGUGGAUGAAUGUGCCCGAGGAUUGGACAACUGUGGUAGUAAUUCGCAAUGUAUUAACACUGAUGGGAGUUUUGUCUGCAGAUGUAACUAUGGUUAUACCGGAAAUGGAGUAUAUUGUUAUGGUGAGUACUGUAGUUCCUUGGCAUAUUCUUAGACUGUAAUUCGUUUAUACAAGUUUUCCUUUUUUUAUUUUCUAUAUUAUCAAAGUAACGGUUUGAUCUAAUUGAUGAUUUUUCCUAUUUUUAAACUGUUGGGAAAAAUUGUGAUCUGCCAUUCGCUUACUACUAUACUGAAAAAGUCAUUCGUGAAUUUUUUUAUCCUUAGACAUCAAUGAAUGUUCCCUGUCGAUUGACAAUUGUCAUUCCAACGCUUCUUGCAGCAACAUUGGUGGAUCAUUUUUCUGCACUUGUGAGAGUGGAUAUACUGGAAAUGGAACUUUUUGCCAAGGUAAAUAGCCAAUGGCCAUAUUUAACGUCAAUUCGACCGAAAUCAUCGAGUAAAAAAGAAACGUUGACAACAUAAAUGAUACUGCAAGGCAAUGAAAGUAUAUUAAUUAUGUUUGUAACAAUUUAAUGCAAUUUAUUUGUCAUAAAUCUUUAGAAAUAGAUGAAUGUUCUCUUUCUGUUGACGACUGCCACCCAAAUUCAAACUGCACCAAUAUUGAUGGAUCCUUUCUGUGCAUUUGUGAUGAAGAAUUUUCAGGAAACGAAACUCUUUGCCAAGGUAAACAUAAAAGGUCAUCAUGGCACCUAAGAAAAACAAAAUUUUAGUCGCGUUUCUUGAAAAUCGUAAUACACACAUACAUAUAAAAAAUAUUUAAAGGACAUUGACAACCAAAAUUUCUGUUAGGCCUACUUAUCUAUUAGGUAUACUUACGGAAUAUUUAAUUUCAUAUUUUUGUCGAUUUCUCGCGUUUAGUUGUUGAGAAAAAUUAAUUAAUAAUAUCUCUUUCUCGACAGGCCGGUUUCGUAUUACAUUUCGAUUCAAUUUUUCUAAUAUAAAUAUUUCGGCGAGUAUUUACCCCCCUUUUAAAUAAAUGCCACCAUUGAAAUCCUCACAAUAUAACCUUUCGAACGGGGGGUCAAGUGCCGUCAAAACAUUACACAAACCGAAACAAUCAUAUAUUUAUACUCACCGCUUCGCCAAACAUUCAAACGAGAAAAAAAGAAAAAGUUGAAUAUAUUCUAAACUUUGGUGUCAUUUUCUGAAAGGAUAUAUGUGUAAAAUACUCUUUGUAUUCAAGCGCUUUCGUGUAGAAAGUUUCGUAUGAAUACGGCGAGUAGAAAUAUUUAUUUUGAAUUUUUCAAGUAUCGGGUUUUACUCGCACGCACUUGUAUUACGUAAUACUUGGCCAAUAAGGAGCUCCCUUUAGCCGGGAUGACGUCAAACUCACGCGUAUGGAUGCACUUUGAUCUGUAGAAUCCAUUUCUGGCAUUUCCAGAGUCACGCGAUACUUUUUCGUCGUAUUUCCGGUUGGGAUUAACGCAUAUUCGGAGCAGAAAUACAAAAUUCGGCACUAAAUGUCGAACUUUAAAGUUAAGAAGCUUGAAAAUAACACUAUACGUGUUAUUUUUAACUGCUUCAUACAGCAAGAUUAUCAGAAUGAGCGUACGUCUCAAUGGGACGAAGUUAUAUUCGGCGAAAGGUAUGUUUAUGUUUAUAAUUUGUCAGUAAUAUUGCGUAAUUUGAUCAUAUACGAGCUCGUUUGAAUUUCAAAGCUCAUAAAUCGCUAUAAUGUUGCCAUUCACUAAAUCUAUCGAUAGGAAUGAGUAGCUAUCGUUACACUGAAUCGAAUGGUGGUAUUUUGGUCCACGUAGCAUUUACCGAACUGAAGAUAUGAACCGCAAAAAUGAUAAAUCAUGAGUGAUUUGUUCAAUUGGGACCUGUCGAGAAAGAGUUUUUAAUAGACCUGAGUAAAGCCUUUGAUAGCAUUUGCCUUGAAAGACUACUCCAAAAGCUCCAAAAUGUAGGCGCUUCUUCCUCUAGCGUUGAUUGGUUUCAGAGUUAUCUAUCCGAUAGAUAUCAAGUCACACGCAUUGGUCAAUCUACAUCAAGUCCUUUAUUGGUGAAACAUGGAGUCCCACAAGGCUCCAUCUUGGGUCCACUGCUGUUUACAAUAUACAUGAACGAUUUACCCAAAGUUGUUUCGAAUUGUGACGUAGAAUCAUAUGUUGACGACACAAAGACGUUUAUAUCAUUUUCCUUAUCAGAAGCAAACCUUGGCCUGUUAAGCCUUUCCCAAGAUCUUAGAAAUAUAGCAGAAUGGUGUUGUUCUAAUAAGCUUCUAAUAAAUCCCUUGAAGACAGAGUUUAUGAUAUUUGGAAUGGAGAAAUCGAUAAAGAACCUGCCAAACUUAUCAAUUCCUUUUCUAGGAAAAAUAUUAACACCUGUCACAGUUUGUAAAGACCUUGGUCUCACUUUAGAUGCCACUCUGACAUUUGACGAUCAUAUCAAUUCAUUGACGUCGACCCUAACAUCAAGUCUGUGUCAAAUCAACAGAGUUCGACACUUGUUCAACAAGAAUGCCUUGUUGGUCAUGAUAAACUGCAUAGUAUUUAGCAAACUUUAUUAUUGCUCCACGGUUUGGUCUGGCACCACCCAAAAGAACGUUAAGAAACUACAACAAGUACAGAACUUUGCAGCACGAAUCGUAACCGGAACUAGAACGUAUGAUCACAUCACCCCGGCUUUAGAUAAGCUGGGAUGGUUGUCAGUUAACGACUCUCUAUUGUACCGUAAUGCUAUUAUGAUGUAUAAAAUAGUUCAUGGUCUUGCACCUGCCUACCUUAGUUCGAAGCUAGUAAUCCGUUCGCAAGUUCAUAAUCACUUUACUAGGCAGACAAAUGACUUAAACAUAUUACGAUGUAGAACAUCUAAAGCUAAGCGAUCCUUUUUUAAUCAUGCAGCACUGCUGUGGAACUCAUUUGAUCUUUCGACUCGAAACAUUUCAACUCUAGGAGGAUUUAAGAAGGCCGUACGAACAGAGUUAAUCAAUAGACAGAAUUAA
Molecule: messenger RNA, 4253 nt
Organism: Paramuricea clavata
Lineage: Eukaryota; Metazoa; Cnidaria; Anthozoa; Malacalcyonacea; Plexauridae
Source: the annotation of a GenBank genome assembly